Metschnikowia bicuspidata var. bicuspidata NRRL YB-4993 is the source of this 1566-nucleotide messenger RNA. RefSeq names its product kinase-like protein. The record is from RefSeq and is a predicted model, not a curated record. The annotation marks the transcript as partial. Gene Ontology annotation, biological process: protein phosphorylation; intracellular signal transduction. Lineage: Eukaryota; Fungi; Ascomycota; Pichiomycetes; Serinales; Metschnikowiaceae. The transcript has a single exon. Gene Ontology annotation, molecular function: protein serine/threonine kinase activity; ATP binding.
ACAGAUGACGAAGACUACGAGGAACAUUUACACGUGGUCCUCGAGCGAGAUAGGCUCCACAGCGUGUCGCAGCUUUCGGCGCUAAUGGGCUACUGUGGGCUCGGCUCUCUGGUGAACAAGGAGUCGCUCAAGAAGUUUGCCAACGAAGUGCUGGGACGCACGUUCCUGCUAUUGGCAAGCGGCCUCAAGAUCCACCGGCUUUCACCUACAAUGCGCCAGGCGGAUCCGCGGUUCCACGACUCGGUCAUAGGCAAGCACCAGCUAGAAUUGCUCACGCUGUUGAAGAACCUGAUCAGCCGGUUUCUCGAUACCUCUGGAACGACCACAUCGCCGUACGACUUGUUGCAGAACAACAAGACGCUAUUAGCUCGCUACGGCAGUAUCAAGGAUAUAAUAGGACGGGGUGCGUACGGUGUGACACGGAUAGUAGACUCUGGCGAGGAGCAGGGCGUCUCGGGCAGAGUCAAACGUGCUUAUGCCGUCAAGGAGCUCCAGAGAAGACCCCAGACCAGCACAAGGGCAGCAGAGACGCGAGACCAGUUUAUUGAGCGGGUUAUUUCCGAGUUCAUUCUCUCGUCCACUCUCAACAAUAAGCACGUGGUGCGUACGCUUGACUUGAUGAUUACGCUACCGGAAAAAAGCCGGCUUUCUACCUGUGACUUCCACGACGAGGUGCGGAUCUCCCAGGUCAUGGACUGCACUAGCGGUGGUGACCUCUUUCACUACUGCAAAAAGUCGAUCACCACCCACGAGUACUUAUCCAUCGAUGAAAUCGACUGCAUGGUGAAACAAAUCACUAAGGGUCUCUGGUACAUUCAUAGCCAUGGCGUAGCCCACUGCGACUUGAAACUUGAAAACAUUCUCUUGGAGAACGACCCGCAUUCCAUGCGGCUGGUGAAUGGGAAGAGACGCUGUCGCCUUAAUCUAAAAAUCUCUGACUUCGGUAAAUCCAGUGUUGUACGCACGCAUUGGGAUAGCCAGGAGCAACUCUCCACUUCAAACGUGCCAAUUGGCAGUGAGCCUUACAUGGCCCCAGAAGAGCACACAAAAUCAAGUAGAGGCAUUUCACUCUUGAAGAAGGACUGCUGGGCUUUGGGAGUUAUUGUGCUCAUCCUCUUUAAUAUCCGGAGAUCUUUCUUCUAUAAGAGUAGCGGUAACCAGUUCCAGCUAGAAUUCUACGAUACCAAGGCGGGCGAGUCCGAAACGAAGACAUAUGGCGCAGCCUACCUAUGGCAAACUACCGAGCCAAAGUCCCUCAAGUUGGCUAAAUAUAAGGAUGCUGUAUUUGGGGAAUACGUCAAAAACGCCAUGCUCUCCGAUUAUGAUAACAAGAGCAAAGAGUGGUCGGUGCGCAAACACGGGAAGUUCAUUCCAAUAGAAACUAUGUUCGAUAUACCGUUGAAUUUUCUGGAUCCGAAGUAUGACGAUGAUGUUGAUGGGUUUGAAGCGGGCGACUUUGAUUUGCGCAAGUAUUGCACCUAUAAGCUUCUCGAUAUAGACCCGGCAAAAAGGUUUGACGCGGGCGACUUUCUCAAGAGUGACUGGCUUGCCUCUGCUGAAAGUUGC